GCGCUUGCGCUGGAGUGCCGGAGGCGGUCAUGGCUUCUCGAGCAGUGAGGGCUGCGUGUUCCGUGUGCGAGGAGGUACCCAAGUACCGCUGUCCCGCCUGCCGCGUCCCGUACUGCUCCGUGCCCUGCUACAAGAAGCACAAAGAGCAAUGCAAACCCUCUCUUGUUGUGAAAAAUGGAGACUCAGAUACACAUCUUGUGAAAACAAAGAUUUUGGAGGACAAAGGUAAUGAUUGGUCAGUGGCUGAUAUUCUGGACAGUGAUGAUGAAAAGGACAGAGUUUCUAUUCGGAAGCUGAAGGACCUGGGGAACUCUAAGGAAUUAAGGAACUUAUUGACCAAUCCCCACCUUCGCCAGUUGUUGGUCAGCAUUGACCAGGCAGAAGACAAAGAGACCCUUAUGAAAAGUCAUAUGCAAGAGCCCUUGUUCGUGGAGUUUGCUGACUGCUGUCUUAGAAUUGUUGACCCUCCUGAGGAAGAAAACACUUUGGAUGUGGAGGGGUGAAUUGGGCUGGCUCUGAGCGCCUACAAAUGUGGAGAAGGAACUGGGCAGCCUCUUGGAAAGAGGAAACUGGAGCUUAGUGCCCUCACUCUGGGGUUUAAGAGUGGAGGCUGGAUCACAGGCAGUUCCAGGACCUGAGACCUGAUGGACAGAGCCCUCCCCAAGGGAGGGGCUCAGUGGGGCGGCUGGCUCUAGUCAAAGGCCUAGGACUCUCCAGCCUCUGCUUUUCAUCUUGCUGGUGAACACAGUGUGCUCAAGCCCAAAAGAGGUAACUUAUUUGGUGGAAAGAAAGGCUGAUCAGACCAAACACUUGACACUUACUAGCUGUGUGACCCUGGGCAAGUCACUUAACCCCAACUGCCUAAGCAAAACAAAACAAAAAGAAAGACUGAUAUUAACGUGGACUGGUUCUUUAAAAAGUUUUAUUUGUUCAUGGCACACAUCAAAACAAGCCUAGGAGAGGGGUUUGUUUGGCAAAGUCUCCCUCUCAUAUACGUCUGAGUUAAAACAUCAUCUUGGCUCAGUUUGUUCCUGGAUGCCACUAGUAAUGGCAUUUAAAUAAAAUGGACAGUUACUGA
Molecule: messenger RNA, 1078 nt
Organism: Vombatus ursinus (common wombat)
Lineage: Eukaryota; Metazoa; Chordata; Mammalia; Diprotodontia; Vombatidae
Gene: ZNHIT3
Product: zinc finger HIT-type containing 3
Exons: 5
Coding region: 30-503 (157 amino acids)
Biological process (GO): box C/D snoRNP assembly; snoRNA localization; maturation of LSU-rRNA from tricistronic rRNA transcript (SSU-rRNA, 5.8S rRNA, LSU-rRNA)
Cellular component (GO): pre-snoRNP complex; nucleus
Molecular function (GO): protein binding
Source: RefSeq, a predicted model, not a curated record